Messenger RNA from Leptopilina heterotoma, 2694 nucleotides. RefSeq names its product CTD small phosphatase-like protein 2. The coding region runs from base 289 to 1950 and encodes 553 amino acids. Lineage: Eukaryota; Metazoa; Arthropoda; Insecta; Hymenoptera; Figitidae. Gene Ontology annotation, molecular function: phosphoprotein phosphatase activity. The transcript has 8 exons. The record is from RefSeq and is a predicted model, not a curated record.
GAGAAAAUUAUGACAAUUAGUCAACAAUAAUUGAAAAAAAGAAGAAAUCACGUAGUGAGAAUUAUAAAAAACUUAUGAAAAUAAAGUUAGUGAAUUUGACUUCGUUUUCAAUGAGUGACGCCGCAGCCAUGUUUGUUUUAGUUUUCGGGGGGAUGAAAAGUGAACGCGAGUGUGUGUCGUUUUAAAUCAAAAAGUUUUGCUGGUUUAUCAGGCUAUUGUACUUUAUGGAAGGCUGACAUUAUCACCGCUGAACUUUCAGUGAUGGAAAUAUAAUAGAAGUAUAUUGAAAUGUGGUUAAGAAGUGAGCAUGUGAGUCGAAGGCUGCGGGGCCGUUUAGGCACCAAUAGUGUGCAAGGUGCAAAGGUUUCUGGAAGACGAGUUCAAUCGGGAACGGUGAGAAAAGUACCGGCUAUCAACAAUAGUAGUCAGCGUGUUAAUACUUCAAGUAGAUGCGGUAGAUUGUCACGUUGGAGGCGACGUUCACCAAAUUUUCUCAAGGAGGCUUGUAAGGAAAACGUUUUACAUUUUGCUAAAGCCGCACCAAUAAGACGUGAGCGCGGACCACGUCGUCGAAAAUGCAUCAAAAGAUCAAUGGUCACUUCAACGCCGUUACAUCGUUCUGCACCUAAAGAUGUAACCAUUCCUUCAAAGUCAGCAAAAGUAUCAAAACCAGCCGAUGAAUCGAAGGAAAAUUGGAGUUUAUCGACACUAUCAGUUUAUCCUACACCAUUAAGUGUUACAGAAUCAGUGAAUUCAGCCGCUUCUCAGGAUAAUAAAAUUUCUUCCAACGGUCUAUCAUUGACCGAGCUAAUGCCGUCGCCAACCGAAGGACCACAUCCCGAUCUUUCUUAUCUUCUCGACGAAGAGGGAAAUAGAACAAAUGACAUUCUUUCGUUACAUUAUUCAGCAGUAUGCUCAACAAACGAAACUUCCGAGGAAUAUUACAGUGUAAUGCAUUCGUCAUCAAUUUACAAUAAUCGUUCAUCUUUCUCAAAUGAAAGAUACUAUCCAAAUUCCAAGUUUUCCUUUAUCAAUAAUAAUGAGAGCAAUAAUAGUGAAAAGCAAGUUGAAAGUGAGUCUUCUAAAUAUGAGUCUACCAUGUAUUCGAGCUCAAAAUACAGCAGUGUACAAAGUAUCUAUUCAGUUAAUACGAAUCAUACGUCUGAUACAAAUUGCGAUGAAAGAUAUAGUAACGAGGAAAUUGAGGGUGAAUAUAAUGAUGUGAAAUACAUUGAAGUUGGAGGUGAGGAAAUUGUCGAGAGUUGUGAUGUCGAUACAAUGGUGACACACGUUCAAGACGAUUGGGAGCCAUUUGAUCCUUAUGUAUUCAUUAAGCAUUUACCACCACUCACACCGGCAAUGCGAGCACGAUGUCCCGCUCUUCCGCUUAAAACACGAAGUAGUCCCGAAUUCAGUUUAGUUUUGGACUUGGAUGAAACUCUCGUUCACUGCAGUUUACAGGAACUCACCGACGCGGCAUUCCGCUUUCCGGUUGUAUUUCAAGAUGUCACGUAUACGGUUUUCGUGAGAACUCGACCAUUUUUUCGUGAAUUUUUAGAACACGUUUCAUCACUUUACGAGGUGAUUUUAUUUACAGCGAGUAAACGAGUCUACGCUAAUAAAUUAAUGAAUCUCCUUGAUCCAACAAGAAAAUUAAUUAAAUAUCGUCUAUUCCGAGAGCACUGCGUAUGCGUUAAUGGUAACUACAUCAAGGAUUUGUCAAUUCUUGGAAGAGACUUAUCCAAAACUGUGAUCAUCGAUAAUAGUCCACAAGCCUUUGGCUAUCAAUUGGAAAAUGGAAUACCGAUUGAAAGUUGGUUUGCUGAUCGUUCUGAUAACGAACUAAUGAAACUUUUGCCGUUUUUAGAAAAUCUGGUUCAUUGGGGUGGAGACGUAAGACCGCACAUUAGAGAUCAAUUUCGUCUUUUCAGUUUUCUACCACCAGAUUAACUUUAAAGUGAAAUUAUUUCUUAAAGAAAAUAAUUAAAUUUGCCACAACUGAUGAGAGAAGAGUAUUUACCUAUCAAUUUAAAAGCGAUUGUUGGUCAUUUAAUGGUAAAGUAGAAUAAGCAUAGAAUUAUUCUCCACUCCGAGGAAUGUAAAUAUUUCUUUCUAAAAGCAUUUUCGUGAGAAAAAGAAAAAGAAAAUUUUUCCAUUUUCCUAGUUUGCUGAAACAAAAAAAAAUUAAAUUCUAUCAUUGUCCCAAGGCUUUUAGCAAGAAAUAUUUCAUACGCUUUAAUCGCAAUAUUAAAAAGAAAAAAAUGUUACAUGCGAGGUGAGCUUCCAAAAGGAAAUAAUGUUUUUAAGUUCCAUGACUCAAGUUCUCCUGAGACAAACUGGUUUUUGUUUCUCAGGCAUUGAAAUAUUGUUUUUAUUUUAAAACAAAAAAAAAUAGAGAAUUAUUUAUAAUUCCUUGAGAAAAGCACCUCCGUGAAAAUAGUAAAAUAUCAUUAAAUUUAAAAAUAAAUUUACGUAAAUUUUGACUAAUCGUCAAAGAAUAUAACAGAGCGACAUGUUCUUUAAAGCUUCCGAAAUAAGCAGCAUAUACAUGUUUUUUUUAAGUACAUUUUAAAAGCUUCUUUUUAUAUUUAGAAAUAUUAAGUAUUUUAUAGAAAGACAUUUUUUCUGCUUAGUAGUCUCGCCAAGAAUACUAUAAAAAAAAGAUCAAUUUAUAAUUAAUUUUAGCAAAAAAGU